AUGCGGCGGAGAGGAAAAUUGUGUGACGUCACAUUAAUUUCGGAAGCACGCCGAUUCGCGGCACACAAAAUUGUGCUAGCAGCAACAAUCCCUUUUUUUAAUGGCAUGUUUCUCAGUAACAUGUCUGAAGCAAAUAAAAAUGAAAUAUCCAUCUUAGGCCUCGAUUCUUGCGCCCUAGAGGUUUUUAUUGGUUUUGCCUAUUCCGGUUCUAUUCAAAUAACUCCAUACAAUGUUCAGUCUUUAUUAAUAGGAGCCAGCUUUCUUCAACUCAAUAGCAUUCGGGAAAUUUGCUGCAAGUACAUUGAAGAAAGAUUGUCUCCAUCGACCGUACUAACCGUACGGAGUUUCGCUCAAAGUUUCAUGUGCAUGAACCUUGCAGCGGCUUGUGAAAACUACAUCUUUGAUCAUUUUGAUGCCGUUUCACAAAAUGAAACGUUUCUUUCAAUUGAAGGAGAAGACCUGUUAGCUUUGCUCGAUUCGGAUGAGUUGUGCGUCUCAAGCGAGGAACGCCUUUUCGAGUUGAUCAUUGAUUGGGUUGAGUAUGAGAAUCGUGUUAGCAAACAUGGCGACGUGGGUGAAAAUCGGCCAGGAAUCGUUUCGGACACGGACUACAAUGUGAGUCGAUCCAUUUGUAGUGCGAUGGACCCCACCAAAAACGGACCAGAGUUAACAAUGGAGAAUGCGACUUGGGCAGUUUCUCGAUCUCUAUCCAGUUCUGAUCCGUGUCUCCCAUUCGCUCAGUCUGCAGGUCCGGUUGACUUAGCUAAAACGGCUCAGUCGCGACUGGCCCUUCUACCGGAAUUAUUGAAGCGUGUUCGUCUACCGCUAAUCCCUGCAUCGUAUAUUUCGACUGUGAUUUCAAAACAUCGAUUGAUUCGUGAGAACAUGCGUUGCAGGUAA
This is a messenger RNA of Echinostoma caproni, 900 nucleotides long. NCBI's taxonomy places the organism in Eukaryota, Metazoa, Platyhelminthes, Trematoda, Plagiorchiida, Echinostomatidae. The record is from the annotation of a GenBank genome assembly.